Molecule: messenger RNA, 3042 nt
Organism: Rhinichthys klamathensis goyatoka
Lineage: Eukaryota; Metazoa; Chordata; Actinopteri; Cypriniformes; Leuciscidae
Gene: gucy1a2
Product: guanylate cyclase 1, soluble, alpha 2
Exons: 9
Coding region: 258-2474 (738 amino acids)
Biological process (GO): cGMP biosynthetic process; response to oxygen levels
Cellular component (GO): guanylate cyclase complex, soluble
Molecular function (GO): guanylate cyclase activity; heme binding
Source: RefSeq, a predicted model, not a curated record
GUCUCCGGGGGUCUUUAUCGGUCUACGGAGCUGCUGGGUCACCGAGGGGAACGGGAUUCGGUAAUACGAGCACCCCUCUCCAUCCCACCCCACACACCCACGCUGACAGACAGACAGAAUCCGUGGUUUUGCGCACUUGGCGAUCCAGCGUUCCCUUCAGGCGCUGCUGCGUUCAUUCGGCUGACGCGCGCGUCCCGGUUCCGCGAUGGUUCCGUGUCCCCCGCGCGUCUGAUGAGUCCGCGCGCUUCAGCAUCAGCAUGUCCUCGCGGAAGAUCUCCUCCGAAUCCUUCAGCUCCAUGGGCUCGGACUACCUGGAGAGCCCCGGGGAGGACGGAGAGUGCCCGUUCUCGCGCGUGUUCUGGAACGGCAGGAGUCCCGUGGAGACGCACGCGUGUCCGUUCGAGGACGCGGCGCUCAGCAGGAGGGUCGCGCGCCGCAAACGCGUCAAUCUGGACUCGCUCGGGGAGAGUUUGAGACGCCUCACAUCACCGACGACCCAGACAAUUCAGCUGGCCCUGCAGAGAACAGUGGAGUUCUACAGGCAGAGGGAGAUCAGUGGACAAGAGUUUGUACGAAGCUUGUCAGACGAGCAGAAGUGUUUGUUUGAGAACUCGCGCUGCGACAGCCAGACUGACAUCUCAGGAAUACUGAAAUACACAGCAACUAUUUUAGGCGUGGACUUCUCCGCCAUCCGCGGCCGGUUCGGGGAGGAGUUCUUCGGCUUGUGUCUGGAGGAGAACGAGAGGGUUCUGCGAGCUCUCGGCGGGAACCUGCAGGACUUCUUCAACGGCUUCGACGCUCUCCUCGAACACAUCAGGACGUCCUGCGGCCGCCGGGCUUCGUCCGAGGCUCCCUCUUUCCUAUGCAAAGAUGCUCCUCAGGAGGAGGACACAAACGCGCAGAGCGAGGGAGGACGAACUCUUCUCCUCCACUGCUUCAACCCCGACCCUACGGUGGGCGUGGCCAUGCCGGGAUUGAUCCGAGCCGCCGCCCGGCGCAUUUACCAAUCAGAUGUCUCGGUGGAGGAAGCUCCUCCCACAUGGCUUCACACAGCCAAUGAGGACGGAGAGCUCUCGGCGGACUCCUCCCCCUCGUCUUCUCCAUCUCCACCUUCAUCUUCAUCUCCUGCAUGUUUGUCGUUCCUCAUCCGAGAGGUCCGGACUCAACCCGCCGCCUCGUCUCCACACCCCCGCCAGCUGUCGCGCUCGCCGUUGGAUUUGCGCAUCGGUCUGAGCACGUUUUGCCGGGCUUUUCCCUUCCACCUGGUGCUGGGACCCAACAUGGAGGUUCUGCAGGUCGGGGAGGGUCUCCGAAAACAAGCCAAAAGCGACCCGCACCGAACACUCACAUUCAUCAACAGCUUUGAACUGGUGUCUCCCAGAAUCCCCUGCUCCUUCCAGAACAUUCUCCUGCGGCUUUCCACGCCGUUCACCAUCCGUACACGACCCGACGGAUCGGCGCUCGACGGCAGAGAGAAGGUGAUGGAGCUCAAAGGUCAGAUGCUUCACCUCCCUGAAUCGAACUCCAUCAUGUUCCUGGGCUCGCCGCGUGUUGAUAGGCUGGAGGAGCUCAUGGGGCGGGGCUUACAUCUGUCUGACAUCCCUAUUCAUGACGCCACACGUGAUGUAAUUCUGGUUGGCGAACAGGCGAAAGCUCAGGAUGGACUGAAGAAGCGGAUGGAUAAACUGAAAGCCACGCUGGAGAAGACGCACCAGGCUCUAGAGGAGGAGAAGCGGAGGACCGUGGACUUGCUGUACUCGAUCUUCCCGGGAGACGUGGCUCAGAGGCUGUGGCAGGGACUCCCGGUUCAGGCCAAGAAGUUCGAUGACGUGACGAUGCUGUUCUCGGACAUCGUGGGCUUCACCGCAGUGUGUGCGCAGUGUACGCCGAUGCAGGUCAUCAGCAUGCUGAACGAGCUGUACACACGCUUCGACUACCAGUGCGGGAUACUGGACGUCUACAAGAUCGAGACGAUAGGCGAUGCGUACUGCGUGGCGGGCGGCCUGCACCGGAAGAUGGACAGUCACGCCAGGCCGAUCGCCCUCAUGGCCCUGAAGAUGAUGGAGCUGUCCGGGGAAGUGCUCACGCCUGACGCCAAGCCAAUCAAGCUGAGGAUCGGCAUCCACUCCGGCUCAGUUCUGGCUGGAGUCGUCGGAGUGAUGAUGCCUCGCUACUGUCUGUUUGGAAACAACGUCACGCUGGCCAGCAAGUUUGAGUCGGGCAGUCACCCGCGCUGCAUCAACGUCAGCCCCAGCACAUACCAACUCCUGCGUGAUGACCGCUCGUUCACCUUCAUCCCUCGCUCCAGGCAGGAGCUUCCCGACAACUUCCCCAAAGAGAUCCCGGGAAUCUGCUAUUUCCUGGAGGCGGGGACAAGCCAGAGCCACGCCUCCCUCACCAGCACUCGCUCCGCCCCCAUCCGGAAAGUGUCCUAUAACAUUGGGACCAUGUUUCUACGGGAGACUAGCCUCUGAGAUGGCCCCGCCCAUUCGCUAUGACAUCACUUCCUGUAGACUAGUGUUGCCUGUGGCAACUCGUUGCCCCGCCUCUCGACCGGAGCGUUUGUCCUUAGAGGCGUGAACUCACACGAAAGGGGGCGGAGCCAAUGGCCCCGCCCUUUAAAGGAGCCAUGGAUAAUUGUGUUCUGAAAAUACAAUAAAACAAAUAUAUAUAUAUAUAGAUAUAUAUUUAAAAUAAAGCCUUCUGCUCAACGGCAUAGCCAAACAAAGACAUACAUGGUGUACACAUGCUAAUACUACAGACAAACUCAUGUAAACACACAUACAUUUCUUGCAGCAUUGCAGGUUAAUAGAAUUCAAAUGGAUAACUUGGUGCCUUUACCUUCUAAACACACACACACACACACGCCACAAACAUGCAUUUAUCUCUACCAUUAUACACACGCUGCCAUUAACCGCUGUUAAAUCCUUUGUGUGUGUGUGUGUGUGUGUGUGUAUCCUCUAUUAACCAUUGUUAGAUCUCAUGUGUUUGUGUGCGUGUCCUACCAUUAACCGCUGUUAGAUUGUGUGUAUGUGUGUGUGU